UUGCGUUUUGUUUCCCCCGGACACAAGAGAGCGCUGGAUCUACAAAACAUAAACAACAGAUUUACAUAUUUGAUCCGGCACGUUACUUUACACUCGAAGGCAGAUUUCCACCACUGUUUAUUACAAUGGGUUUUUGCUGUAAAUGAAUCCGCUAUGAGGUUUGCUAACAGGCUGUUUAGCAGUGGAUGGAGGAGGUUGUUGUGCAGGGAUGUGUCCUCAUACACACAAGGACAAAGUCCAGAGGCGAGAAUCAGAGAGUAUUUCUACUAUAUCGACCAUCAAGGACAGCUCUUUCUGGAUGACACCAAGGUGAAGAACUUUGUCACCUGUUUCAAAGACCAGCACUUCUUGGUUUUCUUCUUCAACCGUCUGAAAGUCAACCAGAGCGGCCGAUACGAACAGGACUUCCCCUUCCUCUCGCUCUGCGGACGCGAGCGCAACUUCCUUCGCUGUGACGAUCGGCCCGUUGUUUUCACGCACCUGUUAUCGGAGGCGGGGCAUGAUGAGCGUCUGUCAUACUGUGGAGGCGGAGCCAAACUCACCGUUCCGUUCCGCCCAGAAUCUCUCUUCAUGCACCCGGUCAGCGGUAGAGUGUACCAUCCCGGACCGGAGCGGGGAGGAGGCAUGGGGUUGGUACGGUCUGCGCUGGCCAUAGAGCUGAGCGCUCACUUUGAGUACGCCACGGGUCAGGAGAGCACGGGACAGCCUAGUCAUUUCAUAUGGGCGGGGUGUCGACACACUCUAACGAAUGAGCUGGCCAAACAUUUUCCUGUUCAAAAAGAUGAAUGUGUGAAGCUGCAGUGAUUCUGUCAACUGACAAAGAUAGUGACCAUUAAAAUCCUACUGGGAUUAAUGUAUAUUUAUGUAUAAUGUAUAUUCUGAACAUAGUGAGAAAAUAAAUGUAUAUGUCAGGUC
Messenger RNA from Labeo rohita (rohu), 915 nucleotides. It is a transcript of the gene c20h8orf82, whose product is annotated as chromosome 20 C8orf82 homolog. NCBI's taxonomy places the organism in Eukaryota, Metazoa, Chordata, Actinopteri, Cypriniformes, Cyprinidae. The transcript has 3 exons. The record is from RefSeq and is a predicted model, not a curated record. The coding region runs from base 154 to 804 and encodes 216 amino acids.